AUGGUAUCGACCGAGAGGUCAUUACCGCCGACAUCUGUCGGUACCUUGGAAACGAUGCUCUCGUACGGCCUGAACCCGAACACUCGGCAAAUACAACAAGGCUACUUCAUUACUGCGUACCGGAAUUUAACGACCGCUAUGAUCGCGGAUCUUAAAGCUGAUUCCGACAGAUGGGAAGCCGAGCGGCGAUCAACCCAGUCAAGAGGACAGCCGUCAAAUGUGGAGUACCGGGCUUCUACAACACAUCAGUCCCGACAGUACUAUGGACCCACUGAAGCUGCCACAGGAAUGUCUACUCCAGGAUAUGCACCGGCGGCUUCCUCUGGAAACGUGGCCCAACAGGGAGUAUAUGAUUAUCCACAAUCAGGAAGCUAUGCCCCGCCGGUUUCCAGUGGAUAUGCCGCUCCAUCAACAUAUUCCCAACAGGAUAACAAUUAUUAUGUUGCCGGAGCCAAUAUGGGCGCCAUCCAGGAGCAGCAGCCUGAUCCACGUUUGGGUGGACGUGUCCCUGUGUCCCAGCCAGGAACAAUUCCAAGAACAGGCCAGCAAUAUGGCGCAACUCCUGCAUAUGCCCAAAGAGAAGCCAAUCCUUACUACUCCCCCCAACCGCCCGCCACUUCAGUUUCAUCUUCUCAGUAUCCCUCCAAUCCAUCGGAUCCCUACUAUGGUCGUGUCCCUCCGGUAACAGGCACCUAUGAUUCCCAGGAUUAUGAUGGUCGUCCAUACCAAGACAAUGGACCCUACAGCCAAGCCCAAAUGACUCAAAAUACCACAGCCACAUCAGGACCAUCCAGCAGGCCACGUGAACGUGAGAGAGACUCAGACCGGGAAAGACGUCAUCGCCACCGUUAG
Molecule: messenger RNA, 852 nt
Organism: Lachnellula hyalina
Lineage: Eukaryota; Fungi; Ascomycota; Leotiomycetes; Helotiales; Lachnaceae
Exons: 5
Coding region: 1-852 (283 amino acids)
Source: RefSeq, a predicted model, not a curated record